Molecule: messenger RNA, 1581 nt
Organism: Annulohypoxylon truncatum
Lineage: Eukaryota; Fungi; Ascomycota; Sordariomycetes; Xylariales; Hypoxylaceae
Product: enolase-phosphatase E1
Exons: 3
Coding region: 206-940 (244 amino acids)
Molecular function (GO): acireductone synthase activity; magnesium ion binding
Source: RefSeq, a predicted model, not a curated record
GUAGAAAUAAAAUUUUCUGCUGCUCGCGAAUCUAUCUUAUUUUACGAUCGGGUUCCCUGCGAACUUUUCCUUCACCGCUCUGUAUCGACGGGAAAGACUUGCAUUGGUUUCCGCUUCUCCCCAGCCUGCUAGGUUUUACGCAAUACAGAGAUCGUAAGAUCUAAAGAUCCAAAAGACGGGAGACCCACGGUCCCAUCUGUUGUCGAUGACCAUGGCCGCAUCUGCUCCCGUUAAAGUCGUAUUGCUAGACAUCGAGGGCACAGUUUGUCCAAUCUCUUUUGUCAAAGAUGUCCUGUUCCCCUACGCCUUGAAGGCUCUUCCGAAGACAUUGGAAGCCCAGUGGGACAACCCAGAUUUUGCAAAGUACAAAAACGCAUUUCCACCGGAGUAUUCUUCGUCUAAAGAGGCAUUGGAAACCCAUUUCGGAGUCCUUGUGAAGGCGGAUGUGAAAAUUGCCUAUCUCAAAAGUCUACAAGGUUACUUGUGGGAGGAAGGCUAUGCUUCGGGCGACUUGAAGGCACCCCUAUUCCCGGAUGUACCUGGGAAGCUAGCAGAAUGGCGAAAUAAGGGCCUCAAGAUCAUGAUCUAUUCGUCAGGAUCUGUUGCGGCACAGAAGUUGUUCUUUGGCCACACAGAUGCCUCCCCGUCAGAUCUGACACCGCAGAUCUCUGACUGGUUUGAUACUGUCAAUGCCGGCCUCAAGACGGAAACAAGCAGUUACAAGACCAUUGCUAGCAGACACCCCGAAUUCCCACCAGAACAGUGGUUAUUCCUGAGUGAUAACACCAAGGAGGUAGAUGCCGCCAUCGAGGCGGGCAUGCGAAGUGUGGUUGUUCAACGUCCAGGCAAUGCGCCCCUCUCGCCUGAAGUACCGCAACGCCUACAGGUCAUAGAGACUUUCGACUCUCUAGAUGAUGAUCUUAACGUCCGUGGAAAUUAAUUGGCAAGGGGCGGGAGAAGGCGACGACUAGAAUGAGGGCUCGUGACGAGAACACAACUCUCAACAUGGAGGCGAUUACAACAGUUAAGGAAUGGAAGCAAAUAAGACCAAAGGGAAAAAAAUACUGAGUGUGACGGAAUCACACCGGCGAGCCAAUCCGAUUCUGCCCUUCCGGCGGAGGGUGUCGAGGACUCGCAAAUCGGCCGGCACUCAACUUUGAUGUGGGGGAGCAGUCGGCGUGCUCCGGUUGCUACCUAAUAAAUCCAAAAGUUCCUCCCCUUACGUGUUGUACUCUAAUCUGAGGGAUCUCGUAGCGCAUUUGUACUCUUGUGCUCUGGAUAUGUGGCCAGGGGUAGCUCAGUACGUCGAGAAACAUCGCCUACGGGCAUCGAUUCACUUGCACUAAACUUGAUAUCCGAGACAUGGGAAAUUCGCCUCAUCUAGAACAAUGAAUGACAGGUAACACUUCAUGUCCGUAAUUUAAUCUCGCCGGUAGUAAAUGUCUCGGGACCAAGGGAUAGCUCGCCGUAACACUAUCGGUGGUGUGACCCCUUACGACGGGCAUUAAGUAUCAAUUUCAGGCAAUUUCCCAUAUCGCUUUUGAAGGGCGGGGAAGGCUUGAUGUAUGUCACAGACGCUGA